Messenger RNA from Quercus lobata, 1473 nucleotides. RefSeq names its product receptor-like protein EIX1. NCBI's taxonomy places the organism in Eukaryota, Viridiplantae, Streptophyta, Magnoliopsida, Fagales, Fagaceae. The transcript is spliced from 3 exons. The record is from RefSeq and is a predicted model, not a curated record. Bases 1 to 1473 code for a protein of 490 amino acids. Gene Ontology annotation, molecular function: protein binding.
AUGGCUUUGACUGGUGCGGUACCGUGCAUGGAUAGGGAGCAAGAGGCUCUUCUCAAGUUCAAAGAAGGCUUUAAGAGUGCUUCAGAAUCCUUCUCUUCAUGGACAGCAGAAGAAGAUUGUUGCAAUUGGAGAGGAGUUGGAUGUGACAACGCAACUGGUCAUGUCACCAUCCUUGAUCUCCAUGGUCGAGACCCUUACAACAUAUUGCAAGCUCAUUUGGUAAGUCCUUCUCUGUUUGACUUACCAUAUUUGAGAUACCUAGACUUAAGCCUCAACGAUUUCCAGCAGAUUCCAAUUCCAGAGUUGAUUGGUUCUCUUAAAUAUAUUGAAUAUCUCAACCUGUCUAAUGCCAAUUAUCGGGGAACCAUUCCAAGUACUCUUGGAAACCUCUCGCACUUGAAGUCUCUGGAUUUGAGUGGAAAUGGCUUUUCUUUAAGAGCUGAAAACCUCAGUUGGGUUUAUGGUCUUUCCUCUUUGAAAGUUCUUGAUCUGGGUGGUGUUGAUCUUAGCAAUGCAGAGGAUUGGCUUGAUGCAGUAAAUAUGCUUCCUUCUCUGGUAAUGUUGCGUUUAUUCUGUUGCAAACUUCCCAAGCUCUCUCAAAAUUUGCAUCAUGUGAAUUUUACUUCACUUAAAUUCCUCGAUCUCUCGUUUAAUAACUUCAGUUCUACAAUACCAAAUUGGUUGUUUGACAUUGGUCAUGGUCUUGUUUACCUUAAUCUUUCAAGAUGUCAGUUGCAAGGUGUGAUUCUAGAUGCUUUAGGGAACCUGGCUUCUCUCAUCUCUCUUGAUCUCUCGAAGAAUGGCCUCAAAGGUCCAAUUCCGUUAACUUUAGGCCUUCUUCAAGAACAAGAGUUUUCGCAACUGGUUGUCCUGGAUGUGGCUAUGAAUUGCAUGGAGGGUAGCAUCAAAGAAGCUCACUUGCUAAAAUUCAGUAGCUUGCGGGUGUUAGAUCUUUAUUCAAACUCGUUGGCAUUGGAAAUGUCGUGCCAGAUUGGUUUUUCCAGGAUCAUGUAUAUGAAUCUGUCUUUCAACGAGCUCAAAGGACAUGUGCCUGAUUUUUCAUCCCAACUCCAAUUUUCACAACUUGAUUUGACUAGCAAUAACUUUUGGAGUCCCCUGCCUCGCUUCUCCGCCAACUUAAGGGUAUUGUUUCUAGCUAGAAAUUCAUUUUUUGGACAUAUUUCAAACUUAUGUGGAAUAUUGUCUAUGAAUAACUCCCUCACUUAUUUGGAUCUAUCUUCAAAUAAUUUAUCGGGAGAGAUUCCAGAUUGUUGGAAAUAUGGAUACUAUCUGGUCACUCUCAACUUAGCUAAUAACAAUCUUUCAAGACAAAUUCCCAUCUCAAUGGGCCAAUUAAUUCAUCUUAAAACAUUGCAAUUGGAGAACAAUAGUCUAUCGGGAGAAGUGCCUUUAUCAUUGAAGACUUGCACUGACUUGACUGUUUUGGAUCUUGCAAAAAACACUCUUGGGUAA